AUGAUGGACAGAAGCAACUCAAAAAAGGCCCGUUUAUCAAGGCUGGAUGGAGGCGAAAGUCACUACGCGCCCGACAGUGAUGGGAGCUCGCCAGACGAGACGACCGUCGGAUUAAUUGCCAACUUUAGGGCGACUUUGUCUAAGUUAGACAACCAAUUCUGCACGAUCGUUGGCGAGUACCAAAAGACGAUGAAAGAGAACCACGACCUCAAGCGACAAAUUGAAGAGCUUCUCGCGGCUGACUCGUCCUCAGAGCAGAAUCACGCCAUGAUCAAAACAGUACCUGGCGAGAAUCAACAAGAGAUGCCAUCAAGAACUGGAAUUCCUAAGUCGAAGAGUCAUUUUUCGAAGCUGAAAAAGGCGUACAACGAGACUAGCUCCAAAGUAAGUUCCGUGGUGUCUGCUGGCUUCAGAAAUACCAACUGUCAGGGCGAACUCGUCACAGAUUUCAUCGCCCAUCGCGACGCAAUUCAAGACCUAAAAACGACCGAAAAGAAAAACUUUUUCAUCACUGCCUCGCUCGAUAAAACUGCUAAAGUUUGGUCGGAAACCGGUCAAUGCCGGACAAAAUAUCAGGGACACAUUGGCGCUGUAAAUACUGUCGCGCUUCAUCCGACCGAGGAUCUUGCUAUUUCCGGCUCGGGAGAUACUGAAGUUCAUCUUUGGCCUUACAACUUGGAGAAUCUAAACAGCCCUUCCGAUCAGGAAGAUCAAGAGCUCGUCAUCAAUCAACCCAUUCUCAGAAUUGGCAGCCACGAUGCUAUUGUUUCAAGCAUCGCCUUCUGUCAAAACGAACGCGUCUUCACUGUCGGCUACGACGGAAAAGCGCAAGUCCACGACCUCGAGACCGCCAAGUCAAUCGUUGACCUGUGCGGCCACGAAUGUGCCAUAAAUCACUGCUCUGCCCACCCAACCCAGCCCAAUCUCGUUACUACUUCUUGCAAAGACGGCUCUAUCCGCGUCUGGGAUUACCGCGUUCCAAGUUCAACAAUAUGUAUUUCAACGCAGCAUCGUUCAGCCGUCUCUUCAACUUGUUUCUUAGAUAAUAACACGAUUAUUUCAUCAUCAGAGGAUAAAACUGUCAGGAUUUUUGACUUCCGAAAAAACCGUCCCGUCGAGCGCGUGUCAGUGGAUUCAGCCGUCAAUCGCCUUAGUGUCAACUCAGCCGGGGUCGUCGCGCUGCCACACGAUGAUCGUCAUAUUCGCUUGCUAACGGCGAAUUCGAAUCAAACGCGACUGAGAAGGAUACGCAACUCAAGAUCCCAUCAAAAUUCUGUCAUGUGCACUGCUUGGCUUCACAGUAAUUAUUCAAGUAACAACAACGAGCAGAAGUAUACAGUUCUCUCUGGCGGCUGGGAUCGCCGCGUCUGUAUCUGGCGCGUUCCAGUUUCCGAGCUCUGA
Oikopleura dioica is the source of this 1401-nucleotide messenger RNA. Lineage: Eukaryota; Metazoa; Chordata; Appendicularia; Copelata; Oikopleuridae. The record is from the annotation of a GenBank genome assembly.